CCAGUGUGUCUUGUGACACUGAAGUAGGGCACACACAGCACAGCAGUCGCUCAGCUCCGGCCAUGUCUGGCACACGGUCUUCCAACGACCGCAGCACUGCAGGAGGGCACAAGAGACCCCGGCAUGAUUUGGGCAACAAAGUGAUUGUCAUCUUGGGGGCUCAAUGGGGGGACGAAGGGAAAGGCAAAGUGGUUGAUCUGCUGGCUACAGAUGCUGAUAUUGUCUGCAGGUGUCAGGGAGGAAACAAUGCAGGACACACUGUUGUGGUAGAAGGUAAAGAGUACGAUUUCCAUCUCUUUCCAAGCGGCAUCAUUAAUCCUAAAGCGAUUUCCUUCAUCGGUAAUGGCGUCGUCAUACAUCUGCCAGGACUGUUUGAGGAGGCGGAAAAAAACGAAAAGAAAGGUUUAAAAGACUGGGAGGACAGACUGAUCAUAUCUGACCGAGCUCACAUCGUGUGUGACUUCCACCAGGCAGUCGACGGCCUCCAAGAAGUCCAGAGACAAGCUCAAGACGGGAAAAACAUAGGCACUACGAAGAAAGGCAUCGGACCAACAUACUCAUCAAAAGCGUCACGUACGGGUCUCCGAGUUUGCGACCUGCUUUCAGAUUUCGAUGAGUUUUCAUCCAGGUUCAAAAUCCUGGCACAUCAGCAUCAGUCAAUGUUUCCAACUCUGGAAGUCGAUAUAGAAGGACAGCUGAAGAAACUGAAGAUGUAUGCCGAGAAGAUACGGCCAAUGGUCCGAGAUGGUGUAUACUUCAUGUAUGAAGCUCUUCACAGCUCCUCAAAGAAGAUUUUGGUGGAGGGAGCUAAUGCUGCACUACUUGACAUUGACUUUGGUACAUACCCUUUUGUGACAUCGUCAAACUGUACAGUGGGAGGCGUCUGCACCGGGCUUGGAAUCCCCCCUCAGAAUAUAGGGGAAGUGUACGGUGUGGUUAAAGCGUAUACCACUAGAGUGGGCAUAGGAGCUUUCCCAACAGAACAAAUAAAUGACAUCGGCAACCUCCUUCAGACUCGUGGUCACGAAUGGGGAGUAACCACCGGGCGGAAAAGGAGAUGUGGCUGGUUAGACCUGGUCAUUUUAAGAUAUGCCCACAUGAUCAAUGGCUUCACUGUCUUGGCGCUCACAAAACUGGAUAUUUUAGACACUCUGGAUGAGAUUAAAGUUGGUGUAGCAUACAGACUCAAUGGGAAGAGAAUCCCAUACUUUCCAGCAAAUCAAGAAAUUUUACAGAAGGUAGAAGUGGAAUAUGAAGCGAUGCCAGGCUGGAAGAGUGACACCACAAGUGCCAGAAAAUGGGAAGACCUUCCUGCCAAGGCACAGAACUACAUCAGAUUUGUAGAAAACCACAUCGGAGUGCCAGUCAAAUGGGUUGGCGUUGGAAAAUCAAGAGAGUCCAUGAUUGAGCUGUUCUAGAGUUCAGUACGUCGGACGCCCCCCGCCGGAUUCCUGCACCCCCGCCCUGGCAGUGUCCAUAGAGAAUAGUGUGUACUACAGCGUAUUGUGGACCCGCUGCGGGAACGUUUUCCGACUUUGUUACAAUUGGUGACAGCCUACACUUGUCUCAUUAAAGCCAGUUUGCAAUAA
This is a messenger RNA of Bufo gargarizans (Asiatic toad), 1589 nucleotides long. RefSeq names its product adenylosuccinate synthase 1 (gene ADSS1). Gene Ontology annotation, biological process: 'de novo' AMP biosynthetic process; IMP metabolic process. NCBI's taxonomy places the organism in Eukaryota, Metazoa, Chordata, Amphibia, Anura, Bufonidae. Gene Ontology annotation, molecular function: adenylosuccinate synthase activity; GTP binding. Gene Ontology annotation, cellular component: cytoplasm. The record is from RefSeq and is a predicted model, not a curated record. The transcript has 13 exons. Bases 63 to 1418 code for a protein of 451 amino acids.